AUGUUGUCCCAAAUCAGGCUGCUGCAAUCGAGCAACCAAAUGCCACGAAGCAACAUUGUUACCGAGCUUCGGCUGGGAAAUCCGGCAUCAUGGCAAGGGCAAAAUGAUGACUUGAUGGCCAAGUCUGUUGCUCUGUGCUAUAGCCUCCGACUGAGUAUCCACAUAUAUCCCGACACAGACACCAGAUUCUUCAGCACGCAGUCACUUCGAUGGGAUGGUAACGAGUCAAUAUCUACAGUGGUUUCGAACGCUUUUCCAUCCAACUGGAAUUCUUCAGAUAUUGGAGUGAUUGAGCAGAAGCUAACGCUGGAAUACUUGUCUAGCUUUUAUGGGUUUAAAAUUUUCUUCAUAGACAACCUGGUCGAUCAUUUGACGAUCCAGCGGACUGCAGAUGAAAAUUGGCUACUCAUUUAUCAGCACAAGAUAUUCCUGAAAAACGAAUUGCGCUUUGGCUCGCUUUUGCCACAGUCGCUCGUGGAAGAGGCACUGGAUACCCUGAACCUGCUGCUGCCAUAUGACGACGAAAAGACAGCCAAAUUCCUCCGUCGCCAGUCCAUGGAGGAUUUUCACAGCCUCGGCCCUUGCAAUCGGAGUCGCAAGACUGACUUGUCAGAGUACAAGUACUUUCAAGCUCGGAUUGCACAUCUUUGCGCCGUGAUCAAAGAUGAACCUCCUAUUGGGAUCCAACAGCUAAUGCCUGGUUGGCGUGGCAGCAACCUAAGGGAGUUUUUGAACUUCUGGAUAGCAGUCUUUGUGGGCGUGUUGACCAUUUUCAGCAUUGCAUUUGGCAUCACAGCUUUAGUCUAUGCCAAGUGGGCGUACGACGUUGCAUUAUUGCAAUAUCAGCUCUCCUUGGCACAAGCAUGCUCCGAACCUGACGCGGUUAAAACGCUUCCGGGCUUCUGCUAA
Molecule: messenger RNA, 909 nt
Organism: Pestalotiopsis fici W106-1
Lineage: Eukaryota; Fungi; Ascomycota; Sordariomycetes; Amphisphaeriales; Sporocadaceae
Exons: 3
Coding region: 1-909 (302 amino acids)
Source: RefSeq, a predicted model, not a curated record